Plenodomus lingam JN3 is the source of this 1719-nucleotide messenger RNA. RefSeq lists its product as uncharacterized. Lineage: Eukaryota; Fungi; Ascomycota; Dothideomycetes; Pleosporales; Leptosphaeriaceae. Gene Ontology annotation, cellular component: cytoplasm. Gene Ontology annotation, biological process: negative regulation of transcription by RNA polymerase II; regulation of nitrogen utilization; mitochondria-nucleus signaling pathway. The record is from RefSeq and is a predicted model, not a curated record.
AUGCCUCUGCACUCAGAGCGCCCCAUCGUGCGCGUCGAGCACAGCUCAAUACGCACAAUCGAGACCCGCAACACUGAGAACCUAUUCGGCCUCUGGUCUGUCUUUGCACGAUGCUCACCCGCCAUGGAAGACGGCAAGCGCUACGAGAACAUGGCCUGGAGACUGUGGUCCCGCGAGACCUUCUGCUGCCAGCCCGACCACAUUGUGCCGCCCCAAUGGGCGUUUGAGCGGCCCAUGUCGUCGAGCGCCGCCGACGUGCCCGAGCUGUCCACAAGCGUGGCUUCCGACGACUCGCACCUGGAAAGCGCCAUCACCUCGACCUCGCGAUCCAACCUGUCCUCGUCUCGACCCGAUCUGCGUCGCCACGACUCGGCCACGAGCCAGGCCCGCGGCAGGCACAUGACGCCCAUUGGCCUCGAAAAAGUCGUCAACUCGAUCCAGGAGAAGAAGUUUAUUGAGCCGUUGUCGCCACUUCCACCCCAGCUCGCUGCACCCAUCGUCGCCUUGAAGCACACGGAAACCUCGACCCCCCGCCCCGCCUCUCCGCCACCCUCGGCCGCCCGCCGCGUUCCAGAGUCGUCGACGUCCACAGUCGCCACAAGCAUCGACGGCAGCAUCAUGAGCAGCGCCCCCGUCGGCUCCGACACGAGCGGCUCGACCGACAUGAGUCACCACAGCGUCGUCCGCGGCUUUGAACCGGGCCUCAUCUCCACCUCGGUACGGUCGAGCACCAAUCUCAACCCCACGCCCAUCCUCAAGAAGACGUCCAGCUUCGUGGCCAAGCCUCUCCCCUCGUCCAAGGCCGAGCCGAUGAAGAAGAAGCAGCCCAUGUUCACCUUGGGCGGAUCGUCCGAGGAAGAGAACAGCAGCUCCCUCGAGGCCUACUCACUCGCCCAGCGGAGCUCACUGUCCGAGCACAUGCGCAAGGCACCCCCGCCGGCUAUGCGCAAGACGACGUCGUUCAAGAACGAAGUCAGCACACGCACCUUCCAGGACAUUGCCUCGGAAAGCGAGGGUGCCAUUGAGAGCGAUAGCGAAGACGAGUACGACGAGAGCGCAAUCGAGGAGGACGACUCGGAAGACGACUGGGAAGACGAGGACAACGAGGAGAGCGGCCCAUCCAGCGUGACCGAACGUCCUCUGUUCUCCCGCGUCGACUCGAAGCCCGACCUCACCUCGCAUCGCUCCCUCCUGACCACGGCCCUGCACCAGGGCGAUCGCGCGACUGCGCUGCAGAAUGAGGCCUCGCGCUCUUCACCCGCCAUUCGCCGCUCUCGCAACUCGACGCCCAACGGACCCUCUACUGGCAACUCACCCCAGGAGGAGGCCGGGCUGAUGAUGCGUCAACAGGCCAGCCGGCCCAAGCCCAUCAUCAUGACCACGUCCAACGUCCACCCGCCAGCCAUGUCUCCCAAGACGACACGCCGCAACAUGCUCCAGUCCGAACUCACGGGCAGUCUCCGCCAGAAUCUUCUUUGGGAGAGGCAGCAAAAGAACGCGACGACCAAUGCAGUAGCCAAGCGCCAACAGAGCGCCGUCUCCCUUCCUGCCCUGCGCCGAGCCAUGACGACGGGCGAUGUCCAGGGACUCAACACCAACACGCAGCAAGCCCAGAUCCGAUCGACGACCUUUCGUGACAGCAAGAACGACAAGGACGUCGGCCUCUUCGAGACGGUGUGGGAUGACGGGCUCCAAGAGUACCAUCGAAGUGGAUGGUGA